AUGCCACCCAAGAGGUCCGCGGCGAAGUCACAACAGAAGCCUCCCAAGACACUCAAGGCACCAAAGGCGCCAAAGGCAAAACCCAAAGCAUCGCCAGUCCGGUCGGGGCGAAAUGCAUCGCCAAAGAGCAGCCACGCACCAACUACCUCGACAAGCGCGUCGCAGUGCAACACAUCACCAACUUUAACAAGCAGAUCGUUAAAGCGAAACCUUAGUGGUUCGCCCAUCAAGUACGAGCCCAUUCAACAGGAAGCCAUCGCUGCAUUUUGGCACAACUGCAGUGGAGCAGCCGAAAAAAACAAGAAGGCUCAGAAGACACACGAGACUGCGAGCCAGCAUGCGGACAGUCACCAGAUUGAGAAGCCAGUUUCUAUACCAACACAGGUUGGAUCGAGCGAGUCUGCCUUUGAGUUGCCUUCUCAUCAGGUCGCAGCCGCAGCACAGGCUCUUGUGGCUGAUGGAGUUGCGCAGCCUGCGGCAGAGGAGGAGACGCCGGCUGCAGAGUCUGCAGAGUCCGUGGCGGAGGCGGCGGGCGCGGAGGGUGUUCAGGCAUGCUGCGCGGAGAUCCCGGAAGCGAAGGUGGCUGCUGCACCGCCUACUGUUCAAGAACCUGCUGAUGGUGCGAUGGAGUGUGUUGGCGGUGAAUCAGGGACAGCGGCUGUCAAAACUGAUGGGCCUGCUGUGGCGCUUGAUUCUGCUUCGGCGAGCCUCGAAACACAAGUGAGCCAAGAACACAAGACAGAAGGUUGCAAUCGAAUUCCGGAGAAUGGAUCGACAGAGUCCACCACCAAUGUGGUGAUCCCGUCGACGGAGUCUACCAACAAUGCUCAGGUGAUCCAGCAGACGGAGCUCACCGACAAAGCACAGGCGAUCCCCCGUGAAGACAGUCAUGACCGUCAUGACCAAACUGAUUUGGAUGAGCUUGCGCAUGUGGGUGAUCAUGUUCUAGGUCAUGGCAGCACUGACUUGGGUGAGCCUCAAUGCUUGGAACCGGGUGAGUCCGAUCUUGCACAUGUUCAUGUUCCUGAGCCUGAGCACCACCGCACUGACCUGGGUGAACAGGGUGAGUCUGACCUUGCACAUGUUCCUGUUCCUGAGCACCGUUCUCGUGAUGCUGAUUUUGAUUCUGAUGAGGAUGCCUCAGAUGACAAUGACAAAAAUGCAUCGAGAGCUGCUCAUCACAUGCUCCGGCAGCAAGACAGGAAGAGUCGAUUGGGAGAUCUCAUGCGGUGGCCUGAGAAGAUGAUGGAUCGCCUGUGCAAUAUGGGCGAGUCCAGCACGGAGACACAGAAGAAUCAGGUGCUUCACCGCAUGAAUGAACGUGCAAACGGCUUGAGGAUUUCGACAGCAUUUUCUGGCAUAGACACACCUGGCAUUGCCCUCAGCAUGAUGUCGCUUGCAAUAGCCAGUGGCCUUGGACUGCCACUCGAGAAACGUCCACGGUUCGUCAAUUUGUAUGGCGUAGAAUGGUACGCGAAGUCGCAAGACGAGUUGAUGACUUCACCUGAUGGGCCUUCGUGCAUAUACGGCGACAUACACAACUUUUGGCAAGAUCACAUGGCUGCGAAAGUUGAGACUCUGUUGAGUGAGGGCAUGUUUGUUACGGUCAUGACAGACCUCCUCAAAUCCAUGAAGAUCAACUCACUUGUUCGUGCCGACGCGUUUUGUGUGAAGUGCAACAAGAAGUGUACUGUGGCUCAUCUGCAUGUACUUGUUGGCCUCAUGCAACCGCAGCCUUGUUGCGCAUGUGUUUUGUGUUGUCAAGAGUUGCCUGAGGCACAACCCGCAGACCUUCAUGUUGCAGGCACGCCCUGCAUUGACUUUUCGCCUCGUGGCCAAAAGAAAGGCUUGUGUGGGCCUACUACCGGCCACUUGUUCUGCUGGCUGGCGCUGCGCCUCCUUUUGGAGGACGCUUAUGUCAUUCAAGAGAACGUGCCGGCAUUUGCCACGCACGUCCUUGCUGCGGUGCUGGGACACAUGUAUCACGUGGAUACCGCGCUUCUCGAUCCGUUUGAACUUGGCUGGCCAAUCGUCAGGAAGAGACGCUACACUGUGCUUCGUCACAAAACCAAAACCGGGGCAAUGACGCAGCCGCUUCAUCAGUGGAGCAGACUCUUCAUUCGACAGUACAUCCCAGAAGACAAUGGUGUCGACGGUGUCGGCGUUCCAGAUUGGGACGUGUUCCUCGUCGCUGGCCCUGUCGAGCUACGAGAAGAGCUGCUUUGGGCAGCAGGGCGGUCACAAAGCCAGUGGCAAUGGAACGACACUCAAGAGACUCAAGAGACUCAAGAUGACGAAAACCACGGCAACGGCAACACCCAACCGGCGCGACUGAACCCAUUGGACCCAACUCCGUUGGGUCCAUUUUGGCGAGCGCUGAACAAAGGCGAACAAGAGCACUUGGAACUGUAUCGGACGCUGUCGCAAGGUCAGGUGUUCCAACUGAACCAAGACCCGGACUUCGGUGCCAACAUCUCCACUGCGCGUCAUUUGCGCACGCUGAUUAAGAACAGUGGCAUUUUGUGGUAG
Molecule: messenger RNA, 2529 nt
Organism: Symbiodinium natans
Lineage: Eukaryota; Dinophyceae; Suessiales; Symbiodiniaceae
Source: the annotation of a GenBank genome assembly